AUGGCUGGCACCGAAGGGGGCAAGAUCCGACACAAAUUCCCUUCCUGGCUCGCAGACGCGAACCUGACGUGGUUCACGCACAGCCCCGACCUCACGCCCUGCUUCCGGAACACCGCGCUGGUUUGGGUCCCGUGCGGGUGGCUCUGGGCCGCGGCGGCCGCCGAGACGCGCCUCCUCUGCAAGAGCAAGGCGAAAUGCCUCCCUUGGACUUGGAUGGACGUCGCGAAACUGCUCCUGACCGCUUCAUUGCUGGUUCUUUAUUCGGUGGAUCUGAUUCGUGCAUUCGCCGAGCACGAAUCUGCACUUGCGUUUUACAUCACGCCGCUGACUCUCAUUCUCACCAUGGCGCUGAUUUGCAUAUUGACGCACGCGGAAAAAUCGCGAGGCAUUCGCGAAUCGGGGAUCGUCCUCGCUUUCUGGCUCCUCUUUUCCCUGAGGAGUUCCGUCUCUCUCUGGAGCCGGCUUCGUUCCCGCGAGGUGAAUCGAUUCGAUCUCUUCGCUGAGUCUUCGCUGCAGCCGAGCGAUUUGGAAUAUUUUAAUCUCCAGCCUCUCCAAAUCCGAGGAUCAUCCGCAUCCGCGAUCAUCGAGUUCGCCGUCGCCGCGAUCGAAAUAAUUCUCCACUGCUUCAGCGAAGCUCCGCCCGUUCCUUCCACUUCUCAAGAUGAAACGCAGAAUCCGUCUCCCGAGAAGCGAGCGCCUUUCUUGUCUCGAAUCGGGUUUUCCUGGUUCACGGAUUUCAUACGGCUCGGCUGGAGACGGCCGAUCGCGUUCGACGAGCUUUGGGACCUCGACCCGGAGAAUGCAUCGCAGGAAAUUGUCGCCGACUUCGAGAAGAACAUGAGGGGCACGGGCUCGCGCAGGCAGACCGAACCGAAAACGCCGGAAAACCCGGAGAAAUCCCUGCAGAAAAUUUCCAUCCUCAGUCCCUUAUGGAAGACGUGCGGCCCCGCGUUCCUCUUCAACGGAUGCCUCCUCUUCCUCGGCGACGCGAUCGGCUUCGCAAACCCAUUGCUUCUCCAUCAGAUGAUUUCGUUCGUGAACGGGGAGGCUCCUCAGUGGCAAGGCUGCGUCUUCGCGAUCGGGUUGCUCGUCGCUGGAGUCCUGCAGCCUCUCAUGUACACGAUCUCCUUCCAGAGAUCAAUGAUCGUUGGGAUGAGGACGAGGGCGGCGAUCAUCGCGGCGAUCUAUAAGAAGGUGAUCGUCGUCACAUCCUUACGUUUGUCAUCGGCGAGUCGUAAAGAAUCGUCGGUCGGAGAGAUGAUGAACUUGAUGUCCGUGGAUGCCCAGCGGUUUCUUGACGUUUCCGGCAAUUUCAGCAUGAUUCUCACUUUCCCGAUCCAACUCGGAAUCGCCUUUUACCUGCUCUGGGCUCAACUCGGUCCCUCACUCCUCGCGGGAGUCGGAGUGAUCCUCCUCGCGAUGCCCAUCAACAGCGCGAUAGCCGCUCGUUCCCGGAAACUUCAAGUGAAGCGAAUGAACGAGAAGGACGAACGGAUGAAACUCAUGAGUGAAGUCCUUAAUGGCAUCAAGGUGCCGAUCCGCGAUCUUCCCAUGUGUCCUCGUUUGCAUACGCUGGUGGGCUUGGCGUCUCUGGCCACUUACGUGCUGGUCGACCCGGAUCAUGUCCUGGACGCGUCCAGGGCUUUUGUGUCUUUGAGUCUCUUGAGGAUUAUUCGGGCGCCUCUCACGUACUUGCCGUAUCUCACUUCCGAGAUCAUUCAGGUCAUGGUGUCCGUCAGAAGGAUCAACAAGUUCAUGAACGCGAACGAAUUGGAUUCCAACAAUGUAUCGCGCAAUCCAAACGGGACUACAGGAGAUUGCGCAGCCUCGAUCGAGAAUGGGACAUUCGCUUGGGCACCCGACGACCCGCCAGUGCUGAUGGACGUCGACUUGCAAAUUCCAUCUGGGAAAUUAGUCGCGGUGGUCGGCCAAGUAGGCUCCGGGAAAUCCUCCCUGCUUUCGGCCUUCCUUGGCGACAUGGAGAAAGUUUCAGGCCUCGUCAAUGUUGAC
Darwinula stevensoni is the source of this 2010-nucleotide messenger RNA. NCBI's taxonomy places the organism in Eukaryota, Metazoa, Arthropoda, Ostracoda, Podocopida, Darwinulidae. The record is from the annotation of a GenBank genome assembly.